Molecule: messenger RNA, 1479 nt
Organism: Aspergillus puulaauensis
Lineage: Eukaryota; Fungi; Ascomycota; Eurotiomycetes; Eurotiales; Aspergillaceae
Product: MFS transporter
Exons: 3
Coding region: 1-1479 (492 amino acids)
Biological process (GO): transmembrane transport
Cellular component (GO): membrane
Molecular function (GO): transmembrane transporter activity
Source: RefSeq, a predicted model, not a curated record
AUGCCUAUAUCAAGUGUUAUGCAAAUGUCCAAAUUUCGCGAGGUUCUCUUCGUAUCCAUCAUCUGCAUGACACAGCUUCUCAACCAGGCAAGUCUAGGUCAAACAUUGAGUAUCAUCAAUGUCAUCGGUUCAUCGUUCGACAUCACCGAUCCCCCGGAGUUGACCUGGCUCAUCGCCGGAUACAGUCUCACAGUGGGGACAUUCAUUCUGAUAUUUGGACGAAUGGGCGACGUCUUUGGCUACAAACGCCUCGUUAUAAUUGGAUUAAGCUGGUACUCUCUUUGGUCUCUUAUCUCAGGGCUAGCCUUCUACUCCAACAAGGUACUCUUUAUCUUCGCGCGGGCACUUGCCGGUAUUGGCCCCUCUAUAACUCUGCCAAAUGCCCUGGCAAUGCUGGGCUACGCCUAUGAGCCGGGCUUUAAGAAGCAACUAGCUUUCAGCCUCUUCGCCGCUGUAUCCCCUGCCGGCAUCGUUCUGGGAGCUACAUUCGCCGCUCUGUUUGCCUUGUCAUGGUGGCCCUGGGCCUUUUUCACCUCUGCCAUUGUCAUUGCACUCACAGCUAUUCUCUCAUAUUUUGUCCUACCGGACCUACCAAGCGGAGCGCAGUCUCUGUCCACGGGCCAUGUUAAGGGCAGAUUACACAAAUACCUCAUCCAGCUCGACCUCGCCGGGUCCCUGACCGGAGUGCUAGGACUCGUCUUAUUCAACUUCGCCUGGAACCAAGCCGCCAUUACAGGGUGGAAGACACCAUACGUCUGUGUCACCCUGGCACUAGGAGCUGGGUUUAUACUUGCGUUCAUAUAUAUCGAGAAGCACGUUUCCACAUUCCCGCUCAUCCCUAGGGAGGCGUUCAACCACGACACAGCAUUCAUCCUAGGAUGCAUUGCCUGCUCGUGGGGCAACUUCGGGAUCUGGCUAUACUACAUCUGGCAAGAAUUCGAGGUGGUGCGGGGUGCAUCUCCUCUCCUUGCAUGUGCAUGGAAGAGUCCAGUGGCGGUGAUGGGGUUUGUCGCUGCGGGGUCUGCGGUAUUUAUUCUCAACAGAAUGCAUUCGUCGUGGGUUAUGGUUAUUGUGAUGCUAGGGUCAAUUAGUGGGACGGUUUUACCUGCGACUGCGCCGCCGGACCAGACGUACUGGGCGCAGAUAUUUCCGUGCCUUUUUAUCAUCCCGUGGGGGCUUGAUAUGAGUUUUCCGGCUGCGACGCUGCAGCUCUCGAAACAAAUGGCGAAGGAGCAUCAGGGGGUUUCGGCGAGUCUGGUCAACACCGUGGUUAAUUAUAGUAUAUCGUUGGCUCUGGGGUUUGCGGGGACUGUUGAGAGGGAGGCUAGUAUGGGGUAUACAGGGAGGGAGAAGACGCUGAGAGGGUUUAGAGCGGCAUGGUAUUUUGGUAUUGGAUUGUCGGUCUUUGGACUUGCGUUGAGCUUCGUGUUUGUCCUAUUGAGAUAUCAGGGUAGACAGAAGGCUGGUUCUGUUGCUUAG